Entamoeba histolytica HM-1:IMSS is the source of this 2601-nucleotide messenger RNA. Its product is annotated as phosphatidylinositol-glycan biosynthesis class O protein, putative. NCBI's taxonomy places the organism in Eukaryota, Evosea, Mastigamoebida, Endamoebidae. Gene Ontology annotation, biological process: GPI anchor biosynthetic process. The transcript has a single exon. The coding region runs from base 1 to 2601 and encodes 866 amino acids. The record is from RefSeq and is a predicted model, not a curated record. Gene Ontology annotation, molecular function: mannose-ethanolamine phosphotransferase activity. Gene Ontology annotation, cellular component: endoplasmic reticulum membrane.
AUGAUCCUCUUACAAAGAGAAUACAUAUAUUUCAUUAUUUUUGUUAUUAUUCUUCAACUAUCUGCGAUUUAUCUUUAUGGAACUGGGUUUUUAAUCACAUCGAUUCAAUCACAAAAGAAAAGUCAAUGUAAUGAUCCCUUAAUGACAAAUACACUUUAUGCACAGUCUCAUCCUCCUGAAUUAUGUUGGACAACUCCUUUAUUUAAGAAAACAGCUUUGUAUCUUGUUGAUGCUCUUAGAUUUGAUUUUGCUUUUUCUACUGACUAUCCUCCUUUGUUUGAGAAUAUCACUGACCCUAAUAACUUUAGAUUCUACCAUAAUAAUAUGGGUGUUUUUAAUUCUUUAGAAAAUCAAUAUCCUUCUCGUUCUUCAAAAUAUCAUUUCAUUCCUGACCCACCAACUACAACUGCACAACGUGUUAAGGCAAUGACAACAGGAGGUGUUCCAGCCUUUAUUGAAAUAUCUACCAUGUUCAAUAACCCUGCUAUUGUUGAAGAUUCAUUAAUACACCAAUUUAAAGAGAAUGGACUAAGAACAGUUUUUGAAGGAGAUUCAUUAUGGAUUGAUUUAUAUCCUACUCAAUUUAAUGACGUUUCAACUGGUCCAUCUCUUGACAUAGCAGACUUAGAUAGUGUUGAUAAUAUAUGUGAUAAAGCAUUACAACGUCAUCAAAAUGAAAGUGAUUAUGAUGUAAUGAUAUCUCAUUUUCUUGGAAUUGAUCAUACUGGUCAUUAUUAUGUUGCUAACCAUCCAUCAAUGAAGAAAAAAUUAAUUGAAAUUAAUAAUAUUCUUAAUCGAUCAUUAUAUUCAUUACCUGAAGAUACAUUAGCAUUAGUAUUUGGUGAUCAUGGAGUAACAGAAGAAGGGAAUCAUGGAGGAUCAACACUACAAGAAUUAGAUGCAGGGAUGUUUGUUUAUGAUAAUAGGAAAAGUCGAAAAGGAGGAAGAAAAGAAGUAGAGAAGAUAACACAAAUUGAUAUUGUACCAACGAUAGCAAUUGGAAUGGGUAUUCCUAUACCAUACAGUAACAUUGGAACACCGAUUCGAGAUAUUAUAUUAGGAAGAGAAGAGAAACUUGAAGAUAUUCAAAGAUAUGUGAAUGCAUUAAACAUCACAACGAAUCAAAUAAUACGAUAUUUAAAAGAAAAAGAAGGGAUAAUACGAGAAACAUGGAUAAGUGAAAUAGAAGAAGAAAUUCAAAAAGUUCAAAAAGAAGAAAUUCAAUGGUUUGAAAACCAAGAAAAGUUAUUAGAAUUAAUGAAUGAACAUGAACGAAUAAGUCAUGAAAUACAUAAACAAUAUGUAGAACAUAAAUCAACAUUCAAAUUCAAUUAUAUGUUAGCUGGUAUUAUAGUAAUGAUUGUUUCAUUAGUGUGUGGUUUACUCUUUGUUUUUGGAUAUCCACAAUUCCAUUUUACUACAUUAAAAAUUAUUCAUGGAUUCAUUUUAGGAAUGGUUCCAGCUUUAUUUUUAAGAAGGAUAUAUGACAUAGGUAUGAGUAAAAUUGAUCAAUAUGUAUUUUUUACAAGUCUUUUAGGAGGUCUUUCUUUCAUAUCGAAUUUUGCAAGUCAAUUCAAUACAUUUAUUCUUUCUGGAACUAGAAUCACAACAACUGUAACUUUUGACAUUAUUGUUAAUAUUAUUCUUUGUUUUAUUUAUGGAUUUGGACAAUACACUGAUUCAUACAUUAAAGAAGAAGAAUAUACAUCAUUUUAUGUUGCAGAAUGGAUUUCAAUAAUUAUGUUUUUCUUUGCAUUAUCUCAACGUAAACAAGGAAGUAUUAAGAUAUUGUGUUAUCAUUUUCUUCUUAUUAUUUUAAGUUCUUGUAUUAAAUUAUUCUCAUUCCAUGUAAUAUCCUUAUUACUACUACCAAUUGUCUUAUACUUAAUUACACAUUCUAUAAACAUUUCAAUUAGUUCAAUAUGUGCAUUAGUUUAUCAUUUAAUAAGACCAUACCCAACUUCAUUUUUAGGAAUUAUCUUACCAGAUACUAUUUAUUUGUUAACACUUAUUUCAUUGGUUAUGUGUUAUAAGCAACGGUUAUCAGUUAUUCACUAUUUAUAUUCAUUGAUACCAUUAGCAACAGUUAUACUACCAUACUCUUCAUCAACAAUAUUAUUAUUAUUUAUUGGUUUUGUUUAUGUUUUUAAAGAGUAUGAAUUUUCAGAGAGUAUUACCACUUUCUUCUUGUUUAUUGGAAUUCAUUUCUUCUUCUUAAGUGGACAUGCAUUCCAAUUUAGUGAUAUUCAGUUUAAUGCUGGAUUUAUUGGAAUACCAUUCUAUUCAUUCUUUGGAAAUGGAUUUUUGGUUAUUUUGAAUACAUUCUUCUUCCCUGGUAUUGUUGUAUUAGCUAUUGCAGGAAUUACACAAUCAAAAGUUAAUGGAACACUUCUUUAUACUAGAAGCUCAAUAUUGGUUAUGUUAUUCUUUAGUUAUCAACUCCUUUCUAUUAUGAUUUUUACUUAUUUUGUAUCUGGGCAUUUAGAAAUCUUCAGAAUCUUUACACCAAAAGUAUGUUUUGAUGCAGCAAUAACAGUUGUAGUGGAUGUCAUUGUUUUUGUUGUUUAUUUCAUUCUAAGAGAAGCAAAAAGCGAACAUUAA